UUGCGUCGUGGAUGUACUGAACUUUGACCUUCAGUUAUUGCAGACAGGCUAAUUCAUGGCAUCUAGCACGCGUUGAUGGAUUGCAAAACCUUUAAAUUGCCGGAAACUCAUUGCAUAGCUUCAUUCUAAGGUAUAUAUUCAAUUGAAGAAGACUAACACCACCAAAAAAUUUAUAAACAUUGUGUGCGUGUAUAAACAUCACAAAAAAAACUUGCAAGAGCAAAUAUUGGAAAGAUUAUUUUGGAAAAAAAAGAAUGCUGGGUAGAAAAUUGACCGUUCAUCAUUCCGUCUUCCCAACGCAUAAUGGCGUACUAUCUCAUGUGUUUGCCUUCCUUGUUAUGGUUGCAUUUGUGUUGACUACAAGCUCUGGUAAAACAAACAGUGACUUUUCGAUAACGACGAAGAAUAUUGUUCACUUUAUUCAUCUUUUUUCAUUCUCCACAUGGGUGGGAAUUCAAUGUUGGGUCCAUGUUUCAGGUUUUACUCUUUACAAGACGUUAAAAAGAACUGAUUUUGUAGCUGUGCAGAGCAAGUUAUUCCCCAUGUACUUUAAAGCUGGCUUUUUCUUGAGUUCCAUCGCUCUUUUAACACAUAUUGUCAGCACUGACUUAUCCUGGCAAAAUGACAGAGUAACUUUUUAUCAGACCCUUGGUUUAAUGGUUUCCCUUGCGUGUUGCCUGCUUAAUUUAUGCUAUCUUGGACCACGUACCAUACAAAUUGUUCAAGAGAGGGCUGCACGUGUUAAAGCUCUUGGAAUUAAAGACGGCGUUGGUCGCGUUUGUCUCAACCUUGUUAAAAACGAUACAGAGUACAUGAGGAUAAGAAAAUCUUUUCUUUUUUUACACAUGUGGUGCUCUUUGGUUAACUUAUUCUGCUAUGGAGCAUGUGGAGUAAAUAUCUGGUGCUUGACCACAAAACAUGCUUUGCUUUGACACGUGAAGAUUGUUGGGAAAAUUGUAAUAUAAACCAGGUGUUUGACUUUGAUAGGAGAAAAACAUUUUUACAAGUCAAACUGAACAAUGGAAGAUUUUAUGGUGCAUGCAUGUUGUAUUUAUAAAUCUCUUUAAUGAGAUGAAUAGUUUUUUAGAAACAAGUUUUCAAAUAGCUUAUCAUAGUUGAAAUUAAUUUAUUUUAUAAAUGAUAUUUGGGUAAUCGAAAAAUUAUAAAAUGUUGUAUGUCACGAUUGUCAUGUUGUAUAUACAAGCGGUACUACUGUAUAAGUUAUUGGACAGAUUAUGAGCAAGAGUCAAUGUGAAUCAAUGUAUUAAAUAGUUCAAACUUGAA
Xenia sp. Carnegie-2017 is the source of this 1284-nucleotide messenger RNA. Its product is annotated as transmembrane protein 205-like. The transcript has 3 exons. NCBI's taxonomy places the organism in Eukaryota, Metazoa, Cnidaria, Anthozoa, Malacalcyonacea, Xeniidae. The record is from RefSeq and is a predicted model, not a curated record. Bases 255 to 932 code for a protein of 225 amino acids.